AUGCAGUUCACUUGGUGGGGCGGGGCCGAACCGGACCCCUGGGUAGAGGGCAGGGCCGAGGCAGCAUGGGCAGUGGCCUCUAGUGACCAGUCCUACCAUGGGAAACAGCAGUUCCCACAAGAGGAUCAAAGCACCCAGUCAGGCCAGCAAGGACGGGCCGCCUGACACAGACAAGGCCCGUCACAGGCAGUUCUUCAGCCACCUCAAGCGGAAGAAGCCAAGUCCCACGGCCUCACAACACAUCACUUUCCCCUUCUUUCAAUGGCGAGAGGCCCCUGACUCCGCCCGGGUGGGUGAGAAUCCCCGCAUCAAGGCUGGGAAAACCAAGAUCGUACUGCUUUUCCCGCUGGACAAGCGGCAGCAGCUGGCCGAGGCAGCAGCGGGCCCGUAUGCGCGGCCCGGGCGGCCAGCUGAGGACGUGCUCGGCGCCCCGACAUGCUUCCCAGCGGUGGCGCCCAUGCUGCGUGGGGCAGGCGAUGGCGUGGACAGGCGCGAAGGCGCUCGUGCCCGGGAGAUGAAAAGGAUCCUGGUGCUGCUGCUGCAGCUGGACGCGCGGCUGCAGGAGGAAGGGCGUCGCGGGGCAGGCGGGCGGGGUGGUGGCGCCAAGGCCCAGCAGGGCUGGCAGCCGCUGUAUGCGCAUCUGCUGACCCAUCGUGAGGCCUGCGGUGAAAGCGACCCCCGCGAGGAGCAGCCACGCAAGCGGCGCCGCUGCCCUCGUCCGAGGCCCUGAGUGCCUGGUGUGGUCCCCAGCGCUAGGGCUCUGCUCAAUAAAGAGCGCAUAGCAA
This is a messenger RNA of Mesocricetus auratus (golden hamster), 785 nucleotides long. RefSeq names its product chromosome unknown C20orf144 homolog (gene CUNH20orf144). NCBI's taxonomy places the organism in Eukaryota, Metazoa, Chordata, Mammalia, Rodentia, Cricetidae. The transcript is spliced from 3 exons. The record is from RefSeq and is a predicted model, not a curated record. Bases 98 to 730 code for a protein of 210 amino acids.